Messenger RNA from Daldinia loculata, 646 nucleotides. RefSeq lists its product as uncharacterized. The transcript has a single exon. The record is from RefSeq and is a predicted model, not a curated record. NCBI's taxonomy places the organism in Eukaryota, Fungi, Ascomycota, Sordariomycetes, Xylariales, Hypoxylaceae. Bases 1 to 597 code for a protein of 198 amino acids.
AUGGCGAAAAGAUUAAGAAAAGUAAUUCCCUAUGGUGAGAGCCUUCGCCUUAUUCCAUGUAUCGAUAAUCAAGGCUGGUCAACACUGGAAGAGAGUAUUAAAGCCCGCAAAUUUCAAGGACGACGGGAUCAUGCUCCUAACCCCUUAGUUAUCGAAUUCAAUUCGGAAUUUAAAGGGAUAAAUUUUCCACAAAGACUUACUAAGAUAUGUCUCUCACCGCCAGGCUUUGAUUCAGGAUUGGACUGUUUUGGUAACCCGAGUACGCUGGUUGAGGCUGGCAAAGGUGAGUUGGACGACCUUUACGGGGCCGAUUUGUACGAAACUCGAUCAGACAGAGAAGCAGAAUUGUCCGGGUUUACUUCCCGGCCAUGCUUCCCAGAAGCAAAAGAGUUCCUUGCCGGUCUUGACGAUAUGGAAUCUGCGUUGUUAGAUGUUGGGUUUGAUUCGAAAACAAUCCCAGCCUCUAUAAAAGAUGAAGAUAGAGAUUAUGUACGACGGCACGGCGACUUUGAAGAUUGGAUUGAGGAGGCGGACUUCGUAGAAGCCAACGCGAGCGUGCCAGAAGGGACAUGGUACUACAGUGUCUCUAUACCUUAGGUACUUAGUCACACCACGGAGGAAGAUAUAUAAACUAACCCAUGGUUUG